AUGAGAGGUGCCAUGCAAGUCUCAAUCAUGUUUCUUCUGGUGACCGUGUCAGACUGUGCCGUGAUCACAGGGGCCUGUGAGCGGGAUGUCCAGUGUGGGGCGGGCACGUGCUGUGCCAUCAGCCUGUGGCUACGUGGGCUUCGGAUGUGCACCCCGCUGGGGCAGGAAGGAGAGGAGUGUCACCCCGGCAGCCAUAAGGUCCCCUUCUUCAGAAAACACCAGCAACACACCUGCCCCUGCCUGCCCAACCUGCUGUGCUCCAGGUGCCUGGAUGGCAGGUACCGCUGCUCCACGGACCUGAAGAACAUCAGUUUCUAG
This is a messenger RNA of Neomonachus schauinslandi (Hawaiian monk seal), 318 nucleotides long. It is a transcript of the gene PROK1, whose product is annotated as prokineticin 1. Lineage: Eukaryota; Metazoa; Chordata; Mammalia; Carnivora; Phocidae. The coding region runs from base 1 to 318 and encodes 105 amino acids. The transcript is spliced from 3 exons. The record is from RefSeq and is a predicted model, not a curated record.